Messenger RNA from Danio aesculapii, 4240 nucleotides. RefSeq names its product shiftless antiviral inhibitor of ribosomal frameshifting (gene shfl). Gene Ontology annotation, molecular function: sequence-specific mRNA binding; ribosome binding. Gene Ontology annotation, biological process: viral translational frameshifting; innate immune response. Lineage: Eukaryota; Metazoa; Chordata; Actinopteri; Cypriniformes; Danionidae. The record is from RefSeq and is a predicted model, not a curated record. The transcript is spliced from 10 exons. The coding region runs from base 91 to 1074 and encodes 327 amino acids.
CCCCAUUAAAACGCUAAGGAAACGGUACAGCACUAAAGGAGCUCUAGCGUUUUUGUAUUUGACACCAAAACAGGAGCACAGGUCUGAGAAAUGAGUCGAAUGCACGAAGAAGUGGAGUUGGAAAAAAGUGUGAGGCGACUGAGAGAGAAGUUUCAUGGACUAAUAGAAAUUGACACAGCUGUGUUGCUCAUGCAACGAUAUGUGAAAAACCAUCGCAUGGUUGCAAUGUGGGUCGCCCUGAUGGCAGAUAAUGACAGGGAGCUGGACGAGGAAGACCAGGCAGCUUUGAAUAAUGACCCUGUAGCUAAGAACGUGAUUAUGAAACUCAAAGCUGAAGAACAACAACAGGAGGAGAAACAUGCCAAGUCAUCGUCCUCUGGAUCCAGCGGUGCAGGUCCAUCCACAAAAGCAAAGAAACAACCAAGUGAUGACCAGGAUAUAGCGGAGCUUGGGACGCGUCUAAGAGUUCUGCCAUUAACAAUGGAGAACAAGCGAAUGUUUGACCAGGCGCAGGCAAACCAGAUCCCUUCAGACACACAUCAGUUUGCCUGUGAGUCAUGUGACAGGGAUUGGUGGCGACGUGUGCCUCAGAGGAAAAGGGUGUCGCGCUGUCAUAGAUGCAAAAAGAAGUACGACCCUGUGCCACCUGACAGAAUGUGGGGUAUAGCAGAGUUUACCUGCCCAAACUGCACUCGAAACUUCAAGGGUUUUGGACGGAUGGAUGGACGAUCCCCUUGUUACGGCUGUCGCUCAGCCAUUUACCCUAUGAAGAUUCUACCGCCGAGAAGGAAGAACAUGAUGCCUGGGCCAAGACAAAGAAACCAGCACAGCUGCUUUGCUGAAGACUGUUAUCAUCGAAUGGAGCCCCAUGUUCCUGGCACCGAAUGCGUUCACCCGCACAGCAGACAGAAGAACAGGAAGCCUUGUGUAGUUUACCCCAGUCCUGCUCACAUUAGCAGCGGAUCCACCGUCAACACCUGUCUGAGUCAGGGCAGUCUGAUAGAAAGCAUCAAUGAGCUGAUUCUAGAUGACAUUGAAGAAGAGUCCGAGGAUGACUCUGACAGCAGCAGCUGAGACCACCACAGCAGAAAUAAAUCAGGGUAAAACCACUGACCUCAGUGCAGCUGCUGCUGUGAAUAAUGGCUUUUUGCUAAGAUUUCAAAUGAACAAGUAACAAAUAAAGGUGUAAGUGGUCAGAAUGUCGACAUAAGUAAUGCACUGCAGGUUGUAUGUGUUUGUAUUAUAGUCAAAAAUCCAGAUAAUAAAUUAUGACGACGAACAGCUUAAUUAUGGAUGGAUUAAUGCACAGGUUGAGUAAUGGUAAAGCUGCCACAUCAUGAAGCCAAGAGGGUGGGAGAGAGAGCGUAACAUGCUCAGCAAUUGUAAAAAGUAAUUCAGCCAGCAAUUAAAUAUUCUGUGUCUUGAACAAAAAAAAAGAUAUUUUGAAGAAUGUCGGAAACCUGUAGCCAUUGACAUCCAUAGUCUUAUUUUUCUAUUAUGAGUGUCAAUGACUAUUCUUCAAAAUACUUUCUGUCACUCAUUAGGGUUUGGAACCAUGGCAUUUUUAGAAUAUGUAUACACUCACCGGCCACUUUAUUAGGUACAUCUUAUUAGUACCGGGUUGAACCCCCUUUGGCUUUCAGAACUGCCUUAAUCCUUCCUGGCAUAGAUUCAACAAGAUACUGGAAUUAUUCCUCAGACAUUUUUGUCCAUUUUGACAUGAUAACUUCACACAGAUUUGUCGGCUGCACAUCCAUGAUGCUAAUCUCCCAUUCCACCACAUCCUAAAGGUGCUCUAUUGGAUUGAGUUCUGGUGACUGGAGGCCAUUGUCAUGUUCAAGAAACCAGUCUGAGAUGAUUUGCGCUUCAUGAAAUGGGGCAUUAUCCUGCUGGAAGUAGCCAUCAGAAGAUGGGUACACUGUGGUCAUAAAGGGAUGGACAUGGUCAGCAACAAUACUUAGGUAGACUGUGGCGUUGACAUGAUGCUCAAUUGGUAAUAAUGGGUCCAAAGUGUGCCAAGAAAAUAUCCCCCACACCAUUACACCACCACCACCAGCCUGAACCAUUGAUAACGAGUGUUUUUUUCAGUUACUGUUGCCUUUCUGUCAGCUCGAACCGGUCUGGCCAUUGUCUUCUGACCUCUGGCAUCAACAAGGCAUUUGCGCCCACAGAACUGCCACUCAUUGGAUAUUUUCUCUUUUUCAGACCAUUCUCUGUAAAAUCUAGAGAUGGUUUUGGAUGAAAAUCUCAGUAGAUCAUCAGUUUCUGAAAUACUCAGACCAGCCCAUCUGGCACCGACAACCAUGCCACAUUCAAAGUCACUUAAAUCCCCUUUUUUCCCCAUUUUGUUGCUCAGUUUGAACUGCAGCAGAUCGUCUUGACCAUGUCUACAUGACUAAAUACAGUGAGUUGUUGCCAUGUGAUUGGCUGAGUAGAAAUUUGCAUCAACGAGCAGUUAGACAGGUGUACCUAAUUAAGUGGCCGGUGAUUAUGUGUGUAUUAUAUAUUUAUAUAUAUAUUACAAAUUCAUAAAUUUGUAAUAUUACAAGAAUGUGGAAAUUAAACUUCUUAUAAUUUAAAAAAAGAAUGUCGUAGAAAUUUGAUUAAACUUGUAUUAUUUUUAAGUUUUAAGGUCGAUUUCUUUUUAAUAUGCUGAAUUUUCUUUAUUGUUAAAGAAAGUAGAGUUUUACCAAAUCAUCCGCAUCCAUUUUAUGCAAAACAGAAAAAGAACUUUCGUAAUUCUGUUAUUUUUCUAAAAAUAUUGUUUAUGAUACAAGUUUAUUCCCAGAAUAUUUCAACUUUAUUCUUGAACUUUUCAAAUUUAUUUUUGUAAUAUUUAUACUUUCUAACAAUUUUGACUUUACUCUCGUAUUAUUUUCCUAUUUAUUCUUGUAAUUUUAUAAAGUAAUAUUAUAACUUUAAUCUUAUCUGAUUAUUAUUUUUUUAUAUGGCACUAAAACGCUGUCAUAAGGGAGAGUAAAUGACGACCUAAAUUUCCUAAAUUGUAAACUGUACCUAUUGGCAUGACAAUCAAUGUCAACCAAUCAGAAUCUAGCAAUCAGCAGCACUGUGCCAUAAAAAUAAGUUCACGUUUGUUAAGUCACACAUGAAUGGCAGAAGGUCUGGACAUAUUUUAAUGAAUAAGGAGUAGCCGAGCGUCUCUUUUCUUGAGGGCUGCAUCUAAGGCUGUGAAAAUGAAAAUGAAUGUCUCUAUAAUAAUAGACUAUCAUGUAAAACUCAUGGACAGAUUUUAACCCUUAUGAAUCCUCAUAAUUAUUUGUGUUUUUUUUGUAACUUCAUCUUUGUAAUAAUUUUGCCUGUCUUAAUGCAUUAAUUUCAUCUUUCAUAAAUCUGUUUUACAAAGCAGUAACAGUACACGCAGGACCUUCAGGAUGAAAAGUUUCCCACUAAAAUAAUUUAGUUUCAUCAAUAAAAUAUUGAGUUUAACCUUGUAUAACUUAAAACAUUUAGUUGAGUAACUUACUAAAACAAAGUAACUUUUGCCCAAUGUUUUGGGGCUACACAGUGGCUCAGUGGUUAGCACUGUCGCCUCACAGCAAGAAGGUUACUUGUUCGAGUCUCAGCUGGGCCAGUUGGCAUUUGUGUGUAGAGUUUGCAUGUUCUCCCCAUGCUCGCUUGGGUUUUCUCCAGGUGCUUCAAUUUCCCCCACAGUCCAAAUUGAAUAAACUAAAUUGGCCAUAGUGUUAGUGUGAAUGAGUGUGUAUGGGUGUUUCCCAGUACUGGGUUGCAGCUAAAAGGGCAUCCGCCGUGUAAAAAGAAAUGCUGGAUAAGUUGGCUGUUUAUUCCGCUGUGGUGACCCCUGAUUAAUGAAGGGACUAAGCCGAAGGAAAAUGAAUGAAUGAAUGAAUGAAUGAUUGUACCAUACAUUUAUGUAAAAUCCAUCCAAUGAUAUAAUAACUUUCAAGCUCCUGAAGUGUUGCCAGUUUUAUGUGUCCCAGCAGGCAUGAGAUCUGAAAUCCUGUGUUUUGAGUUUACACUUUACGCAACUAACAAAACACAGGAACUCAAGAGGAAAAUAAGCAGACCUCUGCAAACACUUACUGUUAUGUCAGCUUUACAUAACACACGUGUCAUUGGUACAUGAAUGUAGCAUGAUGAUCUCUAAUAUUUCCCCAAUGUAAGGUUCAGAAACUUGUGCAGGGAAAAGAUGAAACCAAAGACAAACUGUGUUAAACCUUCUAUUUAUAUGCCAGAAUAAAAAUGAUGUAUAUAGAUUAAA